Mesitornis unicolor (brown roatelo) is the source of this 1984-nucleotide messenger RNA. It is a transcript of the gene CUZD1, whose product is annotated as CUB and zona pellucida-like domains 1. The record is from RefSeq and is a predicted model, not a curated record. NCBI's taxonomy places the organism in Eukaryota, Metazoa, Chordata, Aves, Mesitornithiformes, Mesitornithidae. The transcript is spliced from 10 exons. Gene Ontology annotation, cellular component: cell surface. The annotation marks the transcript as partial.
GUGCGUAAGGGACCCAGCCUGUGGGAACUACUAUUCACCAGGCAAUAGGAUCAUCCAGUUCAACUACAGAGCACACACAUACCCAAGAGUUUGCCUACGGUGCAGAGUAUUACAGUGCGACAGAUACAAUCAUUCUUUCCAGUACCACCACGGCUAUAUGAGAGGCAAAAGAAGCGCAAGCUCACCUCGCUGUGGUGCUUCGCUUCAAGACCUCAACAAAGCGUUCACGAUUGAACUAGAUGCAAAUGCGGACUGCGUCUGGCAAAUUCAGAGGAAUACAAAUCAAACAAUUAGGCUCAUUUUCUCCAAUUUUAAAUUUGCCCCUCCUUCAAGCUGUGAAACAGAAAGUAUUAAAGUGUAUGAUGGUCCCUCAACUAAUUCAUCUCUCCUUGGACAAAUAUGUAAUGACACCGAUGCAGUCCCAGUACUCGAAUCAUCUUCAGCCAGUUUAACUUUUCGCAUAACAACAAACUCCGAGGCUUUCAAACGAAAUUUCUUUGUCUUCUAUUAUUUCUUUUCACCAGAUACAAAAGUUGAAAAUUGUGGGGGACAAUUAACUGGUCCCAGUGGGACACUUACCAGCCCCAACUACCCAUCAUCUUACCCUGGAUUUACAUACUGCGUCUGGCACAUACAAACAGAAAAAAACUCCAAGAUAAACUUAGAGUUCCAGGAUUUCUUCCUGGAACUAAACAAAAACUGCCAGUUUGACUUUACAGCAGUCUAUGAUGGCCCCACCACUAACACUGGCUUACUAGGAAAAGUAUGUGGCCGUGAUCGGCCCACAUUUGAAUCUUCCUCAAAUGUUAUGACAGUCGUGCUUUCUACAGACUAUGCCAACUCCUACAGAGGGUUUUCUGCUCAGUACACCACUAUUCCUCUGGCAGGUCCUGUGGAGCCUGACACACCAACCCUUACAUGCUCUUCUGAUAGCAUGAAAAUUGUUCUGAGCAAGUCUUACCUGGCCUCCCUUGGUUAUAACGAAACUCACCUACAGCUGAAUGAUCCAUCUUGCAGCCCAGUUGUAGAAGAUUCGGUGAUCUUUUCCUUCCCAUUAGCCAGCUGUGGAACAACUAAAAAGGAUGAAGGUCAGAGCAUCACUUACACCAACAUCGUCUCUCUCUUUGCAACCGGCAAUGUUGUCACCCGGCAAAAGACCAUACAGAUCAUUGUGAAAUGCAAAAUGGAAAACAAUUCAACCUUAGAAGUCAUUUACACAACGAAAAAUAAUGUAAUUCAAAACAUAACCACUGUGGGAAGAUACAGUGUUAGCAUGUCAUUCUAUGAAUCAGAUUUCUUCUCCAAGGCUGUACUUCAUUCCCCAUAUUACGUGGACUUGAACCAAACUCUUUUUGCUCAAGUCAGUCUUCAUUCCACCGACCCAAAUCUUUUGGUGUUUGUUGAUACCUGUGUGGCAUCCCCAGAGGCUGAUUUUGGAUCGCUAACGUAUGACUUAAUUAGAAGUGGCUGCAAUAAAGAUGACACUGUUGUAACCUACCCACCACUUGAACACUAUGGAAGAUUCAAAUUCAACACCUUCAGGUUCCUGCAGAGCCAUCCAUCAGUUUACCUCCAGUGUGACGUUUUAAUUUGUGACAGCAGCGACACAAACUCCCGCUGUACCGAAGGCUGCGUCUCCAGGCGAAAAAGAGCUGUGUCUUCAUACACGUGGAAAACUAACACCGUAAUAGGUCCCAUCCGCCUGAAAAGAGAUCUCAGGUCUGCUGAUCGCUCAGUUUUAUAUGCUGGUACCACAGAAAAGCUAUGUCAGAUGAUAAACACAGAUGACUUAUUCCAGGCUAGGUUAAAUCCUCGCACUAAUCCCUCAUUAAAGCAGAUGCCGAAGAAUCCCCGAACCUGCAACAAUACAGUUUCUACACUCUUAAAUUUAAUUUCAAAUAUUAUCAUUGUGGCAGCUGUGAUACUAAAAUAUCGCAAUCACCAAGCGGGAUAUAGCUACCAAAAACUCCAGAGCUCAUAUUAA